CCCCCCCUAAGCUCCCACUAACACACACCGCGCACCAGUCCGCUCUUACACUGUCUCAACGCAACUUACCAGCACAAAACCAGCCCCUUCAGCGACCCGACCCGCAGGAAGCAUGGAAGGGAAACUCGCUCGCCCAGUCUGGGUCCUUCUGUUCGCAGCGGCAGCCUUGCAAGCCGGGCAAGCCGUGGUCCAGGUCUCUGUUCCCCGUGAGGUGGAUGCAGAGCUGGGGAAGUCCGUCAGCAUCCCCUGCACCUACUCCUCCAGCAGCAAGACAAGCAACGUGAUCGUGGAGUGGUUCAUCACGGAGCGCGGGGGGGACAGACAGCGCGUUGCCUAUCGCAGCUCCUCGGACUCCGGCACAGAUAAGAACACAGAGCUGUCGGGCCGGGUCAGUGUGGACCAGGACUCCUCUCUCUCUCUCAGCGUUGUGGAGAUUGGGGACGAGCAAGACUAUCACUGCCAGAUCACUGCGGGACCAGCGGGGAGCGGAGAGGGGAGCGCACACCUACGGGUUUACUCUGCCCCACAGACUCCUGAAGUGAGCCCCCAAACCAAGAUCAUCUCAGUGACUGACCUUUCAGUGUCAGAGGUCAGCACUUGCACAAGCAAGAAUGGAAACCCCGCCCCAAAAAUCAUCUGGUACAAAGACUCCACCCCCCUUCCUGAGGUCACAGAGAGCAACGACAAUAUGUACAUGGUGCCUCGUGUAGUGAAGGAAUCGUCUGGUCUCUACACCGUCACCAAUACGCUGUACUUCAAAACCAGCAAGGAGGACAAAGACUCAGAGUUUCACUGCCAGGUGGAGUACGAAAUGCCAGGGGGUAGGAUGGAAACCAAGGCCUCCCCCAAAUUCAGCCUGUCCCUGCACUAUUACACGGAGGAAGUGACCUUUGCCGUGGUGACCCCGAAGAAGGUGAAGGAAGGCGAUGAUGUCAUUCUGAAGUGCAAGGCAGACGGUUUCCCUGAACCAGAGUACGAGUUAACAAAGAUUCAGUCGGACGGCAGCAUUGUGGAAAAGGGCACCUUCUCCGGAACGUUCACCCUCCACUCGGUAACCCGCGACGACGGGGGCAAGUACCGCUGCGAGGCGCUGGAUUUCGAUUCACCCGCAGAGGUCAAACUGAAGAAGGAAGUCACUCUGUUAGUCCACUAUCUGGACCCGGUCACUGUGUCUCCCUCCAGCUCCGUCUCGGUUCCUCUAGGGGGCAGUUUGGAGCUGGGCUGCACCACCACUGGCUCGAAGACACCCUCUUUCAUGUGGAAGAAGGGCUCCCAGGUGGUCUCCCAGUCUACUCCGCUAGUCCUGAAGGAGGUCUCGUUCGAGGCAGCAGGCAGCUACAGCUGUGUGGCCAGCGUGCCCGGCGUCUCUGGACUGGUCAAGGAGGCCAACACCACCGUCACUGUUACUGGAAAGGUCCAGAUUAUUGACCUGCCUUACAGUGGAAGGGUAUCAAAAGAAGGGGAGCUCCUCACUCUGUCCUGCACGGCUCAGGGUCACCCCGAACCCCAAAUCUCAUGGACCCCCGCUGGACUGGAGGCUAUCAGCUCAGUGACCGGGAACAAAGUGACCAGCACCGUGACCCUGUCAGUGACCCCCAUGCUGGUGGAUAGCGGGGUCACCUGCGAGGCCAGCAACGAGCACGGCUCAAGCAGCAAGAAGUUCAAAGUGACGAUCUACAAAGAAACCCCAACAGUCACACCUCCUGUAGAUACUGAAGUGGCCCCCAUACACAAGACAGCGAAUCGUCAGGAGCAGGGGGGCAGCAGCGCGGCGGUCAUCGCGGUCGUGGUCUGUGUCCUGUUGCUCCUCAUUCUCGUCGGCUUCCUCUACUUCCUUCAGAAGAAGGGCAAGCUGCCCUGCGGCCGGCAGGGGAAGGAAGACAUUGUGAACACAGAGGCUAACACAGACGAGAUAGUCGUGGAGAUGAAGUCUGGCAAACCCAAUGAGGAGGCGGGGCUUCUGGACUCCAACGGGCGUCAGCGGCCAAUGCGAGAUCAGUGAUCAACAGGACAAAAAAAAAAAAAAAAAAAAAAACACAAAGCCUCUUAAAGGCAGUGGAGAAUUCUGGAGGAAAAGUUUAAUAAAGCUGGUGGCGUGUCGAUAGGGCACCACCUAGCUGUGAAAACCAAGAAUGACCUUCCCAGUCAAGACCACGCCCUCCAUCGCAGGAGAGAAAACAAGACUGUUUUGAAUAUUUUUUUCGUUUUUGUUUUUGUUGUUUUAACCCACAAAAUUUGUUGGAAGACAAAAGAAGUUCAAUGCUUUCUGCCAAUGGCCUAUUCCUGUUUAUCCAUUCCAAUUCCAUUUUAAAAUAAAUUCCUGACUCCAGUUCCUCUGAGGGCACUGGAAUUGAUGUUUUACAGACGUUUUGAUCAGCGCUGUGCUGCAAUAGAUUCAAAGGGAAUGGGAAUUUGGAAAUGGGAAUUAGGAAUUGAUUUUAAAGCAGAAUUGGAAUGAGAGAAACAGGCUCGGAUCCCAAAUCCUGCCACCAUUAUCUCCCAGUCAUAAAUACUGAAGCUUGACCGUGUCUCUAGCGAUGCAUGCAGUCCUGCAGGGAGCCUGUCUGAAUUAUUAACACUGUAUCUAGACCUGCACUGUAAAUGUUCAAUCAGUUCAAACAGUUGAAAUGGGGUGCAUGUGUGUGUAAUUGUCUAUAUAUUUAUAUAUGACAUCUUACAUUACAUUGAUCUCUUAUACUACAGUGGCACCCAUUGCAAUUAUGAGUUCUGCUGUCUUUUUUUGUAUAAUGGCUUGAGAAAUGAACAAGCGAUUUUAUCUUUUAGCGUGUUUUAUUGUUUAUCGAUAUUUAAAGAUAGUGUAUUUUUUUCAAAGAACUGGACGAUGUUGUCGAUACCACAGCAUGAGACAGAUUUUUAUAUUGAAAUGUGUCUUAUUUUCUGCAGCUUUUCCGUUUAUUUUUUUUUUUUUUUUUUUUUUAGAUUGCAAUAUUAUUUGUGUUGUUGUUGUAUGCCUGUGUGUGUGUGUGUUUCUGUUUUCAGGUAAAAAAGUCGCACAACCUUGCUGUAAAGAAAAACCCAAAAUAAUACAUAAUGGAAAUGCUUCUGAAAAAAAAGUCCACAAGAGGUGUAAAUAAACUGGUCUGAGCCCAAA
This is a messenger RNA of Polyodon spathula (Mississippi paddlefish), 3112 nucleotides long. RefSeq names its product basal cell adhesion molecule-like. Lineage: Eukaryota; Metazoa; Chordata; Actinopteri; Acipenseriformes; Polyodontidae. The transcript has 17 exons. Bases 113 to 2002 code for a protein of 629 amino acids. The record is from RefSeq and is a predicted model, not a curated record. Gene Ontology annotation, cellular component: plasma membrane.